This is a messenger RNA of Setaria italica (foxtail millet), 885 nucleotides long. RefSeq lists its product as uncharacterized. Gene Ontology annotation, molecular function: DNA-binding transcription factor activity; protein dimerization activity. Bases 1 to 885 code for a protein of 294 amino acids. The transcript has 2 exons. Gene Ontology annotation, biological process: regulation of DNA-templated transcription. Lineage: Eukaryota; Viridiplantae; Streptophyta; Magnoliopsida; Poales; Poaceae. The record is from RefSeq and is a predicted model, not a curated record.
AUGGCGCUCAGCUUCCACCCGACAACCGCCCCGCUGUUCGGCCACCUCCCCGCCGCGGACAUGAGCUUCCUCCAGGACCCCGAGGUCACCGACGCGCUGCUCGGCUUCGUCUACGACCCGCUCGACCCCGCCAACGCCGCGCUCGACGACCUCCUCAACCUCCCGCUCCAUGACGACGACGACGCCGCAUUCCUCGGGCCUCUCCAUGACGACAGCGACGGCGAGGUCAAGCAGCAUUGCGCCAAGAAGCAGCGCGCCUGCGGCGACGGCGCGUGGCGCGGCCUCGCGGACAUCGACGCCACCGGCCAGCUGUGCAAUAGCGGUGGCAACCAGCAGGUGCCGGCGCUGCCGGAGCUCCUGAACGAGUUCGUCCUGCCCCUGCCCCCGCCCUCGCCCCCGCCGCUGCCCCCGGCGGCGCAGCUUCCGGCGCCCGGCUCGUUCGUGCGCGCCGCGGAGGCGAAGAAGGCCGCGGGCAACGUGUCCCAGUCCCUGCAGAGCGCCGCGGCGAGGCAGCGCCGGAAGCGGAUCAGCGAGAAGACGGCCGAGCUGUCGCGGCUGAUCCCCGGCGGGCACAAGAUGAACACCGCCGAGAUGCUGGAGGCCGCCGCCCGCCACGUGAAGCUCCUGCAGGCCCAGGUCGGCAUGCUCGCCCUCAUGCGCACCGUCGGCUCAACCGAGAAUGAAAAGAUGCCAUCCGUGGCGCAGGAGCAAAUGCACAAGCUGCUGGUGCGCGGCGACGUGCAGGAGCGGCUGGCGGCGGAGGGCAAGUGCCUGGUGCCGAGGAAGCUGGUGGACGCCGUGGCCAAGGACAACUCCGUCAUGUCCAACGCGCUGGUGAACAGAGAGCUCGGCUGGUUCGUGGCGUCACUGCCGGCAGGCCAGUAG